AUGCUCACAGUUCAAGAACAGGAGGGGCUGUCUAAGGGGGACAACAUCUGUCUGAGGGGGGUCCUCAUCUGUCCUAGGGGGGUCCACAUCUGUCUGAGGGGGGUCCUCAUCUGUCUGAGGGGGGUCCUCAUCUGUCUGAUGGGGGUCCUCAUCUGUCCUAGGGGGGUCCACAUCUGUCUGAGGGGGCAUCAGACCACAGCCUCAGUCCACAGCCUCAGUCCACGGCCUCAGACCACGGCCUCAGACCACGGCCUGAGACCACGGCCUGAGACCACGGCCUCAGACCACGGCCUGAGACCACGGCCUGAGACCACGGCCUCAGACCACGGCCUCAGACCACGGCCUCAGACCACGGCCUCAGACCACGGCCUGAGACCACGGCCUCAGACCACGGCCUCAGACCACGGCCUGAGACCACGGCCUGAGACCACGGCCUCAGACCACGGCCUCAGACCACGGCCUCAGACCACGGCCUCAGACCACGGCCUCAGACCACGGCCUCAGACCACGGCCUGA
Messenger RNA from Knipowitschia caucasica, 516 nucleotides. The record is from the annotation of a GenBank genome assembly. Lineage: Eukaryota; Metazoa; Chordata; Actinopteri; Gobiiformes; Gobiidae.